Messenger RNA from Pezoporus occidentalis (night parrot), 826 nucleotides. RefSeq names its product trans-golgi network vesicle protein 23 homolog A (gene TVP23A). Gene Ontology annotation, biological process: vesicle-mediated transport; protein secretion. Gene Ontology annotation, cellular component: Golgi membrane. The record is from RefSeq and is a predicted model, not a curated record. NCBI's taxonomy places the organism in Eukaryota, Metazoa, Chordata, Aves, Psittaciformes, Psittacidae.
AUGAAGCAGGUAGAGGCGCCGGCAGGCGGUGCGGGGCGGGGGGGCGGCGGCGCGGCCCCCGGUCCCUCCCUGCUGACGGGCUCCCCGCCGCAGGCGCUGGUGGACGACACCGAAGAUGUGUCCCUCGACUUCGGGAGCGAGGAGGAGCUGGCGCUGCGCAAAGCCAAGAUCAGACACCCGCUGGCUACCUUUUUCCACCUGUUUUUCCGAGUGAGUGCCAUUGUCACCUACUUGUUGUGUGACUGGUUCAGCAACAGCUUCAUUGCCUGUUUUGUCACUAUUCUCCUCCUUCUAUCCUUUGACUUUUGGUCAGUUAAGAAUGUGACAGGAAGACUUUUGGUUGGUUUGCGUUGGUGGAACCAGAUUGAUGAAGAUGGAAAAAGCCACUGGGUGUUUGAAGCCAAAAGGGCACCUUCAAUAGCUGCCUCAACUGAAGCUGAAGCACGAAUCUUUUGGCUUGGUCUCAUUAUCUGUCCAGUUAUUUGGACCAUGUUUUUCUUUAGCACGUUGUUCUCCUUGAAGCUGAAAUGGCUGGCUCUUGUGAUAGCUGGGAUCUCCCUUCAGACUGCUAAUUUAUAUGGCUACAUCCACUGCAAAUUAGGGGGACAAAAAAGCAUCAGCAGAGUAACCUCAAGGUUUUUUGUCACAGCAGAUGUUCCCAAGAGACAGACAAGGAGAAUGUCAGGAGACCGCACUGAGGAACAUGGGAAGACAGGCACUAGAUAAUCAAAUAAGGAAGAACAAGGAGGAUGAAUAGUAAAAACACUCAUUUGUGAAAACUGCUCUUCAUUGGAAAGUACUUAAGUAAAGCUCUUCUAGAAUUAUA